GUUUCAUGUCUGUCUAUGGUUUUGGAGUGAUGGCUUCUCUUUCUCGAGUCUAUGGUUUUAAAAACGAAAUGGAAGAUAGCCAUUUGUAGAAUAACCAAACAAUUAUUGGAUAUUUCGCCCUUGUGUGGCCGUUUCAGGCUGAUAUUGUUCAAAUCCCAUACAUUCAGUUCAUUAUCCAGUAUGAUUGAGAGCACAAAAGGAUAGUCCACUAUGGAUGGAGACGGGGAGGAUUUCAACCUCCAUUGGGAGGAAGAGGUGGAGGUGAAGCAUUCUCAUUGUGAAGGAGCAACAGAGGCCCCAUAUGGUCUUGAAACCGUACAAAGUGCAUCUUAUUCAAAUAUGCCGUCUGAAAUAAUACAUGAUACGGAUCAGAUGGCAGCGGAGAAUCUUAUGUACUUAUCACAAGAUGUUGUGAAUUAUGUUACGGAUGCAGCUGAGCUAGACCCCAGUGUGGAGUGUGUAACUGAAGAAGUGAUCACCGAUGACUGGGUUGGGCACGGGGGACAGGAUAGGGUGGAAGUGCCCAUGGAACACUUGGCAAACCCAGUGCUAGAUGUCAAAGAAGAAAAUGACAUUGAUGUUCCAUUGCCAACAGAUCAGGAUGAAUACACGGCAAUGCGUCCAUGGCCGUGCGACUUUUGUUCGCGAAGGUUCCGUAAGAAGGCGGCGCUGAUGAACCACAUGGUGGCCCAUCAGAACGACCGACCGCACGCAUGCAACCUCUGCGGCGUGCGCUACGUCCGGAAAUGUGACCUCAUGAACCAUCUCAAGGUGCACGCCUUCGUGCCUGACAACAACGACUCCGUUGAUUAUGAAGAGAUGCUAGACAGCAAUCAAUUAUUGAAACCAAAGAAGAAGAGAGGGCGACGGAAAAAGAACUCUGAACCUGCAGAGAACGGCGAGAUGUGGGAGCACAUGACGUCGGCGCGCACGCAGCAGUGGUCGCGGCGCGCGCGCUCCCCGCGGCCGCCGCCGCCGCCCGCGCCGGCGCCGGAGCCCGAGCCGCCCGAGCCGCCGCCGCCGCCCGCCGACCCCUCGCGCCCCUUCGUCUGCCGCCACUGCGGGGUCGGCUUCGCUAGGGAGAAGGCGUUGCAGUCGCAUGCGAGGGUGCACGGCGGGGACUCGCCGGUGGAGUGCGGCGCGUGCGGCGAGCUGUGCUGGUCGCGGGAGGCGCUGGCGGCGCACACGCGCUCCAAGCACCCGCACCUGCCGCCGCGGCACCACCAGCCCGACCCCGACUACAACGACUCCAACUCCGGCGACGAUGACAUGGAGUUCCGCCUGUCGCCCGCGUCACGGGAGACUAGUGUGGAGCGCGUGGGCGCGGACACCCGCGGCCCCUCGCUGUUCUGUCAGGACUGCGGCGUAGCCUUCCAGCGCGCGGACCUGCUGAGGCGACACGUCGCCGCCGCUCAUAGCUACAAGCGGCACGCGUCGGACAGCGCCAGCAGCACGUGGGGCGAGCACGCGUGCGACGUGUGCGGCGAGACGUGCCCCGACGCGCUGCAGCUGCUGGCGCACGCCGAGCUGCACGCCGAGCGGCACCGCGCGCCCGGACACAGGUUAAAAAAGAUGUCGCGGGGUCGAAAUAAUACUUCAACGUCGAAUAGUUCGCGACAGUUCCCAUGUAGAGAAUGUGGUAAGGUGUUUGGGUCGCGCAGCUCGCAGCAGAUCCACGUACGUAUCCACACGGGCGAGCGGCCGUACGCGUGCCGGUUCUGCUGGAAGGCCUUCGCCGACGGCGGCACGCUGCGCAAACAUGAGAGAAUACACACAGGUGAGAAGCCGUACGCAUGCGCGGUAUGUCCGCGCGCGUUCAACCAGCGCGUGGUGCUGCGGGAACAUGUGCGGUCGCACCACUCCGCGCCCGACAGAAGGGUUAAUGGUGGUCCCGCGUAUUGUUGUGUGGUGUGUGGUCGAACGUUGCAUUCGAGUGCAGAGUUAGUGCAGCACCUCAUUCAGCAUUGUGACGCGAACACGGCAAUGAAGAGGCAGCCACAGACCGGACCCAGGAAAUACAAACGUCGGCGGAAAAUAAAGACGGAAUCGUCCCCCGGGCGGGAGUGGUCGCGGGGCUCCACGUCGCCCGCGUCCCCCGCGGCGUCGCCGCCCGCGCCCUCCCCGCCCGCGCCCUCCCCGCCGCCCGAGCCGCCGCGCCGCCGCCGCCCGCGCCGCCACGCCGAGCCGCCGCCGCGCCCGCGCAUGAUACACACCGAGGAGCCCCGCCCCAGGACCAAACAGGUGCGGCAGCGGCGGCCGCCGCGCCACCCGGCGGACGACCUGCGCGCCAUCCGGCCCGCGCUGCGCUCGCCCUCGCCCGCGCCCUCGCCGCCCUCCCCCGCCUCGCCCGCCUCCCCUGCCUCGCCCGCCUCGCCCGACCUGGAGACUAAACUAGUACCCAAACUGGAGCCCGGCUCCGACGCCGCCGCCGGACCCUUCAAGUGCGAGAUGUGCUCCCUGGAGUUCACGCGGCGCGACGCCCUCCUGCUGCACGUGCCCGUGCAUAUAUGACGCACGAGUCCUCGCGUGCGGCCGCGCCCGCCCACUCAGACUACUUAACACCCGACACGUCAGAUUGUAAACGGCUACUUAUAAUGAGUCAAGAAGAAUAUAAUGAUAGACCCGGCGAAAACUUGGUACCUCGUUCUUAUGAUGUUAAGUUGUAGAAUAAUGUAAGUGCCUCGAUAAGCGGCUAGCUGACUACGUAACGCGCACGCUAGAGGUUGGCUGGAACUCGAUUCGGUUGCCUAUUCUUAUAGCGUAGUUAUUCUUCUUGUUUUACUAUAAUUGGUCGUUGAAAUGGCGUCGAUGGUCAGCAGGGUAUGAAGGAAGACAGUUCCACUACGCUACGAUCUUGUCGCGUUAGUGUCGGCUCUCCAGAAUUGAGGUGGUAGCUGAAAAAGACUGAUAUCGCUUCUUAGUGACAUACUCUGUCUUAAACCAACAAGCAGACGAAUCGUUAUGAUGUCAAAGAAAAUAAAUUAUAGAUAUUAAAUGCAAACGGACCUCCAAAUACACUUGUGUCCUUGAAUUACCAAAGUAUGUGGAAUAUUGUGGGUAAAUCUAUGAAUCUCCAUGUUUAAACAAACUUGUUGAAAACUAAAAGCUAUAUCUUUGACAUAAUCUGCUUUCAUAUAUCAUGAGAUGAGAUACCUAAUGUGUGAAUACUGAUUUUGUAACAAUUAGAAAACUUGAAAAGUAAUAAAAAUUGUGAAAUAUGGUUUAGGAUCAGAUAUAAUUAGAUAAGUUCAUAAAAUUUAGUGCAAUGUGUUAAACAAGAAAUGUUGUUCACUUUUAUUGUCUAUUUAGUGACCAAUAGAAGACUGGAUAACUGUUCCGUAGUAAUAUCUAUCUAAUAAUGAUGUCAACUCAAAUAGUGUAAACUACUUUGUGUAUAAAUAUUGUAAUAAUGUUGUGACUGUGUGUGCAUGUAUGUUAUUUGAACGGAUUGUAGGUACUAUGGCCAUGGACUCGUAUCGAUCGUCACUAUAUUUAUAGUGAAUUAGUAUUGUGGUGUUGUUACUGUCAAUUAUGCUAUCUACAAUGUAAAUAUUAGGUUCUGGCAAUUCUUCAAAAUGUAUUUGAGGCUAGGAACGUUACAGUGGCACGGCGCGUAUUAUUUUACCCCAGUUCUCUAUUGUGUAAUAUUGUUGUUUACAUGUCGCAAGCGUUUAGAAUUUACUUUAGUAUUUGUUGAAUGUUACAUGUCUAAGGUAUGUUUAACAAUCGGGAGUUCUAUGAGAAGGUUGUAAAAUAACUGCCGUUAAAUUAAUUUACUAAAUAUUUAAUUCGUUAUUGAAUAUAAAGUUGCUGUUUAUCAUUUCAUAUUCUCCUGAACUGUAGAAUGCCAUGAUGUUUAUUCUACACGCUUGUUACAUAUCAUUUAAGACUUCUCAUGUUUUUGGGUAUUGUAUUGUUGUAUUUUACUAAUUGACUGAUCAUAUGUAUUAGUUGUAUUUUUAUUACAUUAUUAAAGUAUUGUACAUAAAAUAUGUAUGUAAUAAAUGUUUGCGGCCGCAGUUUUUUCUACAUUUGGUACAAAUGCUGUAUGUUUUGGGUACCUUUUUGAAUGUUUAUAUUUGCUUUUUGUGAUAUAGACAUAUUUAAUGUAACACAAGGUUUAAGAAAACUUGUGCCAUAUGACGUUGACAAGUAUAUAGGACAUACAUUGUUUUAAUAGUUUGUUGCCGUUACUCGACGAUAUCGUUCGUGUCCAGCCUACAUCAUCGAGGCGAAACUUGUUGUUUUCACUAGAAUAAAAUGUAGUGCAAUACAUUCCCCAAAUUACAUAGAAGGAUUACGUUUAUUUAACGUAUUUCGAAAUCCUUUAAAUUUAUUGUUGUACACUGGAAACCAUUGAUUAUAAUUGUACAUAUACGUGAAAUAAAAUAUUAUGCUGAUUUCAAAAUA
This is a messenger RNA of Pectinophora gossypiella (pink bollworm), 4410 nucleotides long. Its product is annotated as zinc finger protein 628-like. The transcript is spliced from 17 exons. NCBI's taxonomy places the organism in Eukaryota, Metazoa, Arthropoda, Insecta, Lepidoptera, Gelechiidae. Bases 211 to 2511 code for a protein of 766 amino acids. The record is from RefSeq and is a predicted model, not a curated record.